CCAGGGGCAACCCAAGAAAGCGUCGGGGCGGAGUUGCUGUCGGAGACAACAUGGAGGAACCGACGACCGCGGAAGGCACCUUCUGCUUGCAGCAGGUUACAAUAACUGAAAGUUCUGAAGAUGACUAUCAAUAUGAAGAGAUUCCAGCAGAUGAAGAUUUUAGUCUACAGGAAGGCGAUGAAGAUCUGGCAAAAGCUUUACACACAAUGCACGAACAGUCUAUUGAUGCCCAAAUUAUGGCUCAACGGCCAGGCCACAUCACUAAACAGCCUUUGUCUGAAACACCUGAAAUUGUAGAUGACUUUCUUUGUAAUUUUUUAAUCAGAAUGGGAAUGAACAGGACCUUAGACUGCUUUCAGACUGAAUGGUAUGAAUUGAUGCAGAGAGGUGUUCUUGAACCUAAAGAUGUUGGAUUUGUUCCAGAUGCCUAUAUUUGCAAUCAGCAUUUGGAGAGGGAAAAUAUAUAUUUGAAGAAAGAAAUGGAGAACUAUAAAUUUGCAGCUAAUAAAGCUAAAGAUGCACUACUAAAAAUGCAGAAAGAGCGUGACUUCCAUAGAAUGCAUCAUAAAAGAGUAGUCCAGGAAAAGAACAGACUCAUUAAUGACAUUAAAAGGCUAAAGACACACUAUGCAUUGUAUGAGCCUAUGUUAAGACAGCUGAAUGAAAAGUAUGAGAUUCUACUAAGAGAGAAAAUGCUUACAAGUUUGGAACGAGACAAAGUUGUUGGGCAGAUUACUGGCUUGCAAGCGACUUUACAAAGCUUGGAAUCUGGAAACAACAUUCACAUUCCUGUGAUGAAAGUUGGUCAUUGGUGUGAUAGAGAGGCUGGUUUAGUGGGACCUUCCCACAGAACACUUAGACAAGCCAAGGAACAGAAAGUGCAUUCUGCCGUUAAUGUACAUGAUUCAGCCAAAGAUCCAGCAAAACAGAUCAGCAAGAAAUAUCCAAAGGAUUCAGAAUUUCCUGAAGGUAUCCAAGUAAAUCCAUACCUUGCUUGUGCAAAAAAAUGUGUGCGGCCAUUGAAGUCUGGAAUAUAUAGACUGAGCAACACAUUGAAAGUUCAUGAUUUGGCAGUUACCUGCUUGGCUUUACAUCCAAGAAAAGAUAUUGUUGUCACUGGAAGUGAUGAUCGCUUAUGGAAAAUGUGGGCCUUUCCUAAUGGGAACAUUAUUGUGAAGGGUGAAGGCCACACAGAUUGGCUUUCUGGAUGCUGCUUCCAUCCAAGUGGAUCCAAACUUGUUACUUCAAGUGGAGACAAAACAGUUCGUGUAUGGGACUUCACGACGGGUGGGUGCGUUCUGAAACUAGAAGGUCAUAGCUAUGCAGUUUUGGAUUGUUCUUGGCAUUCAUGUGGUGAUUUUGUUGCAUCUGCCUCUAUGGAUGAAACAAGCAAAGUCUGGGACCUGAACAGUGAACGGUGCAGGUAUACCUUGCGUGGACACAAGGAUUCAGUAAACAGCAUUGAGUUCUUUCCUUUCUCCAAUAUUAUUCUCACCAGCUCUGCAGACAAGACUUUAUCUCUGUGGGAUGCCAGAAUGGGACUUUGUGCUCAAACAUUCUAUGGUCACUUGCAUUCCUGUAACCAUGCCACAUUCAACAUGAAGGGUGAUACAAUUGUUUCCUGUGAUUCUUAUGGUGUAUUGAAACUAUGGGAUGUUCGGAGGGGAGUCCCAAUGGUCUCCAUUGAUGCUGGUCCGCACCCUUGCAACCAGGUGGCUUUUGAUCCUUCCGGUCAUAUUGUGGCUGCUGCAAGCAAUGAUGGAACCGUUAAGACUUUGGAACUCAAAUCGGGACAUCUUUCCAGCUUAUUGGGCCAUGAAGAUAAAGUUCAGAGUGUUAUAUUUGAUCAUAUGGCAGAACAUCUAAUUUCAGGUGGUUCUGAUGGCACUAUUCGUAUUUGGAAUUGAGACUAUUUCUCAUAGCACUGAAAGUGGCUUAUAAUGCCCUAAGCUGAAAUAAACAAUUACAUUUUACAUUAAGUAAAAUCUCUAUAUUUUACUUAAAUAGAAACAAUAUUUCAAACUUUAUUUUUCUUGUAUCUUUUGUCAUUCUUUAAAUAUGUAUUAAAAUAUAUACAAUUUGCCAUUUUCCUGGAGAAAUAGCUUUAUAUUGACAUCUAAUGACAGAAAACAUGAACUGCAGAGAACCCCUACCCCACC
Ahaetulla prasina is the source of this 2159-nucleotide messenger RNA. RefSeq names its product sperm associated antigen 16 (gene SPAG16). The record is from RefSeq and is a predicted model, not a curated record. Gene Ontology annotation, cellular component: axonemal central apparatus. The transcript is spliced from 16 exons. Gene Ontology annotation, biological process: axoneme assembly. Lineage: Eukaryota; Metazoa; Chordata; Lepidosauria; Squamata; Colubridae. Bases 51 to 1907 code for a protein of 618 amino acids. Gene Ontology annotation, molecular function: protein binding.